Molecule: messenger RNA, 5603 nt
Organism: Hypomesus transpacificus
Lineage: Eukaryota; Metazoa; Chordata; Actinopteri; Osmeriformes; Osmeridae
Gene: ak9
Product: adenylate kinase 9
Exons: 35
Coding region: 338-5428 (1696 amino acids)
Biological process (GO): AMP phosphorylation
Cellular component (GO): cytoplasm; mitochondrion
Molecular function (GO): nucleoside diphosphate kinase activity; ATP binding; ATP hydrolysis activity
Source: RefSeq, a predicted model, not a curated record
UGUUCUACCUUGCUGCCAUCUAGUGGCUUAGGCUUUAUGCAUUCCUUGAAGGCAUUCAUAGCAGGCAUAUACAGAUGUUAACAAUAAUAGAAACUUUGUUAAUAGUCUGGUGGUUACGGAAAGAGAGUGGGCCAUUUGACCCUGGGGGUUGGCAAAUCUACUCUUGCCAGAAAACUGUCUCAGUCCUGGAAGUGUAUCUUGGUUGAUGACACAGAACUACUGAAUUUACACAUCCAGGAUCGUACAGAGAAAGGCAUAGAGGUGAGCAGUGUCUCUGUUCAGGCCAAGGCAGAUUCUUUGCAGAUAUCCUGUCCCUGAUGUUUCCUGAUAACGGCUCAUGUUUCAGCUCAUGAAUAUUCUGAACGAGGGGAAGAGUAUUCCAGAUGAUAUGAUGUUUCAGUUAAUUCUUGACAGACUCAAAUCGCAAGAGGUCGAGCACUACGGCUACGUGCUGAGCUGUCUGCCCUCCUUAUCAGAGGAGUACCUGAAGAUCCAGGAUCAGAUUGAGCUGAUAAAGAACCUGAAGCUGACCCCUGAUUUCAUCAUCAACAUCAAGUGUCCAGACAGGGACUUGAUCCGCCGGCAGACUGGCCAGCGGCAGCACCCAGAGACAGGCCGGGUGUUCCUGAGAGAGCAGUGGGACCUGGUCAAGAAAGAAACCACCAAGAAGAGGAGUGAUGCAGAGGAGGAGGAGGGGGAGGAGGAAGAGGAGCCGCUGGAGGAGGUAGAGGAGGAGGUGGAGCGGGAACUUCAGAAGGAAAUGAUCAUCCAGUUGGUGCGAACACCAGAUUACUUUCCAAAAAACGCUCACCAAAGAAUCCUGCUGUACAAGGACACCAUGCUUAGACCCUUGGAGGACUACAUGGCAGACCAUAACCCCCUCUACCUGUUUGAGCUGGAUGGAAAUAAAACCACAGAAGAGCUCUUUAUGUCUGUGCUGUCCCGUCUGGAGUCCAUGGCGGUGAGGUCGGCGGCUGUUCCCAUUCGCCUGCUCCAGCUGGAGGAGGAGGAGCUGCCCGAUGAGAUUGACACGGAGGAGUUGUUGCGGACCCUGGCCUCGUGCAAGACGGUGGCCCCCGGGUUCAGGUGGAGGAGGAGCCGCUGGUGCAGAGCCUGCCCUGUGGCACUGAAGGAGGGCAAUAUCAUCAAGGGCAAGCCAGAGUUCUCUGUGGGCUUCCUGGAUAAAAUCUACAUCAUGGCUUCCAAGGAGGCAUUGGACAAGUUCAUGACCAACCCCCGGCACUACCUCCUGCCGCCCAUGCCCAGGCCGCCCUGCAAGGUGUCUGUGAUCGGCCCUCCGUGCUCAGGGAAGAGCACACUGUGCGCCCUGCUGGCCCAGCACUAUGGAGCAGAGCUGUUGGACCUGGAGGCCCUGACGGAGCCUGUUGUGACCAAGCUCAGACAGGAAAUGCUGGAGAAGGUCAGACAAGAUGUAACCCAGCAAGCCAUAGAGAAGAUCAGAGCCAAAAUGGAGAUGAAUGCUACCAAUGGCCGGAUGGAAGUGAGUCCCGUCAUCAGUGAGACGGCGCCUGAGGAUUCAGAAAUGCUACUGGUGACAGCUAACCAUCCGGAGGUGAAGGCCAUUGUGGAGGAGGCACUUAGAGGGGUGGAGCAAAAUACAGCCCCACCCUCUCUCGACCUGUAUGCUGAGGUUCUAGAGAAGCGCAUUAGACAGAUUGAAGCAGCAGAUGCCAGUUCAGAGAUCAAGAGAGGCUGGGUGCUGGACAACUUUCCCAGGAACAGGGCUCAGUUGGCCACCAUUCAGGAAGUCCACGCAGGGAUCAUGCCCGACAUUCUUUUCUGCCUGAAGGACAACGACGGUAAGACAGUUCUGACGAGGCUGUACGAGCGGAACAAGCAGGAGGUGCACCAGGCUGUCAUUCUUAGGCUCCAACGGGAGGAGAACGAGAGAGCCAGUGAUGCUUUACGUAGACAGCAGAUUGAGGCAGGGGUGGAGCCUAUGGCUGUGGAUGCCCAGGCCAAGCUUGCUGUGGUGGAAGAGGAAAUUGAGGGCGCAGCCAAACCAGAUUCUGAUCACACAGACACAGGCCCUCACACUGUCAGCAUCAAAGAGGAAGUGGUGAGUCUACCUGCAGUGUUGGAGAGCGGCUACCCUGAUGGCCCAGAGAUGGAUGGCUUCAAGCAGCAUCUGAAGCUGUUUGUGAUGGACUGGGAGGGUAUGGAAACGUCUAUCACAGGGGUUUACUCUGUCCUGGAGAUCGCUGGCAAGAGCCCAGAGGAGCUGCUCAAUGAGAUGGUCCUCCAGAUGGAGAAGCCUUUCAGGUACGUGGGCUGGGAGCUGUCUGGGGUGGACCUGGAUGAGGAGGAGGAGGUCAUCCAGGCCCUGGCUGACCUGGAGAAGAUGGAGAACGUUGAGGAGGAACAGGACCAGGAGACUGAAGAAGAUGCCGCGUCUAAGAGAGUGAUGGGCGACACCCGGAACUUCUGCCCCGUGGCCUUGAAGGAGAGGGGCGUGCUGGUGCCCUGUCCAGAUGAGAACGCUGCCAGGUACCGGGAGAAGAUCUUCUACUUCACCAGCCCUGAGACACGAGACCGCUUCCUCAACCGCCCAGAGGAAUACGUGGCCCGCACUCACCUCCUACAGCCUCCCGCUCUGAGGAUUUUCCUGCUAGGAACCAGGGGGUCAGGGAAGACCACCCAUGGCAAGUGGCUGGCAGAGAAGCUGGGCAUCUUCUACAUCCAGUUCCGGGAACGUCUCCAAGAGUUGAUCCUGGCCAAGACGCAGACCCGCGUGCCCUACUCUGACGAGGUGGAGCCCCCCGAGGAGCCCCCCGAGGAGCUGGCGGGCCUCCUGGAGCAGGCCGAGGGCCGGGCGCCCCCCUCUGAGGACGAGGAGGACACAGACACCUCUGACAGGAGGGGCAUCCCCCACGAGGAACCUGCUGGAGAGGAGGUGGUGCUGACAGAUGAAGAGGAGGCCAUCAAGUCUUAUCUGUUUGAUGGAGACCCUCUGCCAGCGGAGAUCCUGGAGAUGGUCCUGCCACAGUUCUGGGACCAGGAGCCUUACAGGUCUACUGGGUUCAUCCUGGAGGGCUUCCCCCAAAACAGUGACGAGUUCCAGUUCAUGGGCGAGCGGCAGCUGUUCCCCGACGUCGCCGUGGUCAUGGCGGUGGAGGCAGCGGACGUGGCCCGGCGCCUGCUCCCUCCCCGCCUCGCCAGGUGGAGAGAACGCCGUGGGCGGCGCAGGGAGCAGCUCAGACAAGUCAAAGAGCUUCGCCGCAAAAUACGGGAGGAUGCCAUCACCAAGAGAAGAGCAGAGCUUUUAGCGGAACACUCCAAACAGCCCUCCAUGAAGGUCAAGGACGAGGAUGAGGACGAGGACACGGAGGAUUUCGAGGAGGAGGGGGAAGACAUGGAGGAUGAGAUGGAGGCCAUGCUGCUGGAGGAGUUCCCCCCAGAGGAGGACGAGGAUGGGGAUGACGAGGAGACGGAGGAGGUGGCCGCGGAGAGGCUGGAGGUGGAGAUAGGAGAACGCUUCGAGUCAGACGACAACAACCUGAACCGGAUUAUGGACCUGCUGAUGGAGAACCAGAUUCCCAAACAGACUAUCAGCGCCGGCCGUAAGCCCAGGAUUGUACGCUACCAGCUGCUCCAGAAGGUCCAGCCUCUGCUGUCAAACAGAGAAGCCCUGUUCCUCAAGUGCCAGCCCCUCAGCUACUCCCUGGCCCGCAAGCUGAUUCAUUUCUCCUACAAGUACCCCACCGCCUAUGGCUGCUGGGACCCAGUCAGGUUCACAGAGGGAGACCUGAUCCAGCCCAUGCAGGGCCCCAUUAACACCACCUACGCUGUCCUCCUGCACCAGUUCAUCUACUUCUUCGCCUCGAAAGAGACUCGCAAUACCUUCAUGGUCAACCCCAUCAAAUACCUGAAGCAGCCCAAGCCCAACUCCUCCCUGCCCGUCAAACUGGCCAUAGUAGGGCCUCCCAAGUCUGGAAAAACCACAGUGGCGAGGAUGUUUGCCAGUGAGUACGGGCUGGCGCGCCUGUCGAUCGGGGACGUGAUGCGUAUGGUGCUGAACAGCCAGGGCAAGACGGAGCUGGCCGCCGACAUGCGCGGCUACCUCUCGCAGGGCCUCACCGUGCCAGACGAACUGGCCAUCCAGUGCCUGGAGGUGGCGCUCAUGAGCCUGGUGUGCAGCACCCGAGGGUAUGUGCUGGACGGCUUCCCUGUGAGCCGCAGGCAGGCUGACCUGAUGGAGGCUCACAGCAUCAUCCCCAUGAGGGUGGUGGAGCUGCAGAUUGACACGGUGGAGGUUCUCAAGAGAGCCCUGGGGGACAAGAUGAAACCCACCAGGCCCCACCUGACUCACGGCAGCCCCCAGAUCCUGACCAUCCGCAACUCCAGCUUCAAGAGGGAGGUGGAGGCCGUGAGGCAGUACUACCAGCAGCACUACCAGAACUGGUUGGUGCUGGACGGGAACAACAGCAAGUGGUGGGUGUGGAACCGAGUCCUGGAGGAGACCCGCAUCAGCAUGACACACAUCCACACCUACCUGGAGAAGAUACAACUCGGUCAGGCUGCCAGCAUCGACAGGCUGUGCAUCACCCCCAAAGAGCUCCUGUCUCGUCUUGGGGAGUUCAGCCAGUACUGCCCUGUCAGCCUGGCCCUUCAUCGCCAUCUGGUGGACUGCUCCGACAUAGCAUCCCUUGAGCUGGCCGCUGAAUUCAGAGGACACUAUUACAAGAUGUGCUCACAAGAGCACUUAAACCUCUUCCUGGCCAUGCCAGAGCAGUUUGUGAUCCCGGGCUGCCCUCACCCUCUGCCCCCUCCCCGCAUGCUGCCCAGGAAGCUGACACCCUCCCAGUUGAAGGGCAGGUUCCCCCAGCAGGUGGAGAUGAAGGGAUACUGCCCCGUCUCCUUCCUGGAUGGGAGACAGAGGUAUGAGGCGCUGGUCCGUGGAAGCAUGGAACAUGCUGUAGAAUACCAGGAACGGAUCUACAUCUUUGAGACUGAGGAGAAACAAGUAAAGUUCCUAAGAAUGCCUGAUACUUACUGGGACCAAAGGCUGCCUGAUAAGCUGCCCCCCAUGAGUGAGCCUGUGCAUCUCACCUCCCUCCCCAUGCUGGGAUACCUAGAACAGGGUGUUGCUAGAGCAAUCAUCAAAGGCCUGACUGCUGUUGGGUGUCUCAAACCCAAGUUCCCUUUCCUCAGUGUGAAGCGGUCAUCUCUCCUCUAUCUGGCCUUCUAUUUGAAAGCCUUCAACCCCAACAACUCAGACUAUGUCCGUAAAAAGUACAAGAGGAAGCUAGCAUUGUUUGAGGAGAAUUGUGAACUGAUCUCUUACCUGGGGUCGACAAUGACCAGGGAGUACAAGGCCCCCAGGGAGCAGCCCAUUGACUUUGAGUUCAAGCUGCACAGGUUUUUGGCAUUUGGUGAUUCACCUGGGACUGCUGCCGGUGUGCUAUAGUAUGCCUAGGCUCAUGCAGAAGUUACACUGUCCAUGACUAGCCUACUCUCAUUGUCAUGUGGUCUCAAUAAAUAAAUGAAACUAUCUUUCUUUUAAAAUUGCUGUGAAAAAAGUGCCUUGUCACAUUUAGGACGUUUUUCUGGAGAACGUUGUGAGAGUUUUGUAAGCACUUAUU